Rotaria sp. Silwood2 is the source of this 832-nucleotide messenger RNA. The record is from the annotation of a GenBank genome assembly. NCBI's taxonomy places the organism in Eukaryota, Metazoa, Rotifera, Eurotatoria, Philodinida, Philodinidae.
AUGAUAAAGAUUACAUUUCUUUUUCUGGUAUUAUUUCUAUUAAAAACUAAUGGUAGAUUGAUAAGAUAUCAACGACAACGACAUCAUUCUCUAUUACCAUCUGGAAAAUAUCGUAUUUCACCAACAACCGGUAUACGUAUUGCUUUACCUACACCUCAACAACUUAGCUGGCAAGCUCAAGAAUUAGGUGUAUUAAUUCAUUUUAAUAUAGCUACUUAUGUAAAUAAUGAUGGAUGUAUAGAUCAAAUGGUUCCAAAUAUUUCUUUAUUUAAUCCAUAUUUAUUGAAUACAGACAAUUGGGUUCAAACUAUGCUUGAUUUUGGUGCUAAAUAUGCUGUACUUGUUGCAAAACAUGCAUGUGGUUUUCUCAUGGCUCCUUCGAAUGUAAAAUUUCCUUUGAAUCCAUCCGGUGAAAUUAUUUCAUAUAAUUAUACUGUUGAUUAUUCACCAGUGAAAGAUAUAAAUGUUCUUGAUGAUUUUAUCAAAAGUUGUGAAAAAAAACAAAUACGAACUGGAUUUUAUUACACAGUAGUGACCAAUAAUUGGCUUAAUGUUGACAAUGGUUUUGUAAGUUGAUUUUCUUUUUCAACAUCGUUUAAUAUUUUACGGAUCUAAGAAAAUUGAUCGAUGUAAAACAUAGUCCACAAAUUGAUAACAAAAGAAAAGAAACUAUAACAAAAUCUUUCAGCUGCAUGAAGAGUAAAAGAAUAUCAGCUCAUAAAUUAUCUCUAAUCCUUUUAAUUUUUCGUGUGAUAGUCACAUGUCAGAGUAAAGUGCACAUCAAUUAUUUUCCAGAAUAUUUACUUUUUAAAUGGCAAAGAAAGUGAAAAUA